Messenger RNA from Silurus meridionalis, 1446 nucleotides. RefSeq names its product hepatic lectin-like. Bases 84 to 857 code for a protein of 257 amino acids. Lineage: Eukaryota; Metazoa; Chordata; Actinopteri; Siluriformes; Siluridae. The record is from RefSeq and is a predicted model, not a curated record. The transcript has 6 exons.
GUUGUUGCCUUUACAAUCAGUUCACACAAAAGACCAGAGAUCCUAAAAUCCAGCAAUAGAGUGAGUUAAAAAAAUUAUUAGAAAUGUCUCAGCUUGUUGCGUAUGUGAACUAUGCUGUAGAUAGUGGAGAGCACAUCGAGAGGGUGGUGGAAAUCUACGAAAGUGCGGACUGUAUUAGUGGUCAAAAUCCCAGAACAGAGAAGGAGAAUGCCAACAUGAAGACUCAAACUGGGACACCUAAAGUUUCGGACACACCAGACAUCAUCAAGGGACAGAAAUAUAAUCUAGAGAUGGAGGACACAAAAGGAAGUCACAUUCAAAUGCAGAACAGGGGAGCAGACAAAAAAGUGAGCAGAUGUUACACAAUCACUGUAGUGUGUGUGGUGGUGCUGCUGUGUGUUCUCCUGCUGGCUGCCAUCACAGUGCUGUGGAUCAAAUUCAACAACCUGACUGUAGAGAGAAAACAGCUACAAACCAAUAAUAGCUAUCUGACAAACCAAAGGAACCAGUUACAGAAGGAGAAAGACACACUCCAGAGAAUGUUGGAAGACAUGGACACAUAUACUAGACUGGAAUGGAAAUAUUUCAACAGCAGUUUUUACUACAUCUCUACUGUAAUGAAAAAUUGGACUGAGAGCAGAAAUGACUGCAUCAACCGUGGAGCAGACCUGGUGAUCAUAAACAGCACAGAGGAAGAGGAGUUCAUCAUUAAUCAGCUCAACAACAAUGAGGCUUGGAUUGGCCUGAGUGACACUGAGACCGAGGGGAUGUGGAAAUGGGUGGAUGGAUCAAAACUGACUAUAGCAUCUGCUCCUUCGUCCCUGCAGUUCUGUCUGCUCUCCUCCCAGCUCUUAUAAUCAUUAGAGAUGUAGUAAAAACUGGAGCUAAAGAUGAUCCAUCUGCAUUUACCUGUAUUGAGAAAUGGUGAGAAUUUACAAUGAAUUUAAAUGAAUUUGUUGCUGAACUAUGGUUUUUAAAUAGCCAUGAUUUCUAUUUCACAAUAUAGGUUAUAUAUAAUAUCAGGAAUAAAUAUAUAAAAACACGUGGAUUCACCUUUUAUUAACUAUUUAAUGGAUUUUAUUUAAUUAUAAGAAAGGUUGCUUUUACUCUUAUUAGCUUCUUUGUGUAAUGAAAAAUAAGCAUAAAAAUAAUAACUUGGUUAAAUUAUACAGUGAUGUCAUACUGCACAUAGACUAUAUGGACAAAAGUUUUGGGACACCUGACUUUUAAAGACAUAUGUGGUUUUUCCCCAAACUGUUACAGACACAAUGGUAGAGAAGCAAUUGUAUAGCAUGACUUUAAAUACGAUAGCAUAACAUUUUUCAAUCACUUUAACUAGGAGACCCAAACUUGUUUAAAAGCAUGGCAAUGUGCCUUUGCACAAAGCCAGCUUCAUGAAGACAUGCUUGACAUGGGUUGGAGUGGAAGAGCUCCUGCUAAAGAGAG